Molecule: messenger RNA, 275 nt
Organism: Closterium sp. NIES-67
Lineage: Eukaryota; Viridiplantae; Streptophyta; Zygnematophyceae; Desmidiales; Closteriaceae
Source: the annotation of a GenBank genome assembly
GCAUGUGGUGCAUGGAGGAGCACGAGAGGACCAGAGAGGAAGAAGAUUGCGGGGAAGACCAUCAAGCAAGCAAGAGGAGACGGCUUUGUGAAGUGCAGCUUCUUGAUGGGGUCAGCGACAAAAGAGGAGGAGGAGGAGGAGGAGGAGGAGGAGGAGGAGGAGGAGGAGGAGGAGGAGGAGGAGGAGGAGGAGGAGGAGGAGGAGGAGGAGGAGAGCUAAAGAUGAGAGGGUAUGGAGGGCGGAAGAGAAGUUGAGCAUAAAUGCAUAUGUGAUGA